Aphis gossypii (cotton aphid) is the source of this 6464-nucleotide messenger RNA. RefSeq names its product dopamine receptor 1-like. Lineage: Eukaryota; Metazoa; Arthropoda; Insecta; Hemiptera; Aphididae. The record is from RefSeq and is a predicted model, not a curated record. Gene Ontology annotation, molecular function: G protein-coupled receptor activity. Gene Ontology annotation, biological process: adenylate cyclase-activating adrenergic receptor signaling pathway. The transcript is spliced from 6 exons. Gene Ontology annotation, cellular component: membrane. Bases 593 to 2041 code for a protein of 482 amino acids.
CGACAACGACGCCGCGGCCGCCGCAGAAGCACGACAGUGAAGCACAAAGUUUCGGGCCGCGUACAAGGCGUGCACGCUGCCGUCAUUCGCCGCCGCCGCCGUCGUAUACACUCACCGUCGUCACCGGCUACUUCCUCCGUCGUUUUUUUUUUUUUCGUUACGUCCGCCGACGCCGUUUCCGGUGAUUCCACAACCCGUCACACACACACGCGCGCGGUCCGACCGUGUACUCACCGCGUCGCGUCAUCUCUUAGAUCCCGCAACAGGUAUCCGUCGCGCGCCAAACACCCAUCGUCGUCACCGUCGUCGUAUCGCGUACCUUACCGCGCCCGCACAUGGUAAACCGUCGUCCACCACCCGCCGGGUCACGUGUACGCGCGCUGACGAUGACGUGCUAAUGACUGGAUGUCACGCGAAUCGUUCAGCACGCCGCCGUCGCGUUCAAACCCGACCGACUAAAUGGAAGUGUACGUCUUGUUACAGGUAAACAAUGAGUGACAUAUUGAUGAAAUAGUAGAGAAAUAUUAAAGAAUACGUUGUUAAUAUACAUUUUGUUAUUUAAAUGAUAAGUAUCAUCAAAUAACGUAUUAAUAUGAUGAUAAAUGUGAGGGAAAGAAUACAUAUAGUAUACUUUAUCUGGGAUACCAAUUCAAUAUCAAAUUCGACGAACAACGGGACGCCGGAAAAUGAAGAAGAGUACGAGGACAACGGAGAGGUGGCUUUGACAGCACUGCCACUAUUCUGCAUAGGAUCGUUUCUGAUCGUCGUUAUAUUCUUGUCGAUUGCUGGCAACGUGUUGGUGUGCAUGGCCAUCUACACCGACAGGGGCCUGCGAAGAAUUGGAAACCUGUUCUUGGCCUCGCUGGCGAUCGCUGACCUUUUUGUGGGGGCAUUGGUCAUGACGUUUGCUCUAGUAAACGACCUGCAGGGCUACUGGAUGUUUGGUGCAAAAUUUUGUGACAUAUGGACUGCCAUAGACGUGAUGUGCUCCACCGCAUCCAUACUCAACCUGUGUGCCAUAUCACUCGACAGAUACAUUCACAUCAAAGACCCACUAAGGUACACGACGUAUCUGAACCGGAGGAACGCUCUACUCGGCAUCGCCGGCGUGUGGGCGCUGGCCGCGUUCGUGUCGGUGGUGCCCAUCUGCAUACUGAGCAUCCACCGGCCGCCGAAACCGGUGGUGUUCCACGCGGGCGACACCGAGUACAUGAGGUGCGCGCUGGACCUGACGCCCGAGUACGCCAUCAUAUCGUCGUGCAUCAGUUUCUACAUACCGUGCGUGGUGAUGAUCGGCAUCUACUGCCGGCUGUACCGGUACGCGCAGAAGCACGUGCAGAGCAUCCGGGCGGUCACCCGGCCGCUGACCACCACCACCACGGCCACGGCCGCCGCGUCGUCGGCCACGCUGACGGCCGUGCACCAUCACACGUCGCCGUACCACGUGAGCGACCACAAGGCGGCGAUCACGGUGGGCGUGAUCAUGGGCACGUUCCUGCUGUGCUGGGUGCCGUUCUUCUGCGUCAACAUCAUCGCGGCGUUCUGCAAGACGUGCAUACCCGAAGCCGCGUUCAAGGUGCUCACGUGGCUCGGCUACUCCAACUCGGCGUUCAACCCAAUCAUCUAUUCGAUAUUCAACACCGAGUUCCGGGACGCGUUCCGCCGCAUACUCACCACUCACUAUCCGGCCUGGUGCUUCUGCAAGGGUUACCGGACGGUGGUGCUCAGCUCGGACGCGUCGUUCCGAAACCAACACCACCAGCGGCGGCGGAAGAACACCGGCGGCGGCUGCGGCGGCGAUUUCGUGUCCACCGCCUCGGCCACGGCCGUCGUGGCCGCGUCCACCGUGGUCAAGCACAACGGCAAGGCCGCCGCCGCCGCCGCCGCGCAACAGCUGCAGUCGUCGUGCGGCGUCGGCGGCAACGGCGGUUCGUGCGUCCCGUCGGUCGUCGCCAGCCCGAGAUCGUCGGUGGCGUCGCUCCGCCAGUCGCGACUCAACUCGUCCGAAAAGGUCAUCAUCGAAGCCGACGAGCAGAUCUGACCGACUCGCCGCGACGAAAUGCCUCGUUUCACCGUCGAAUAUCUCGUCUGAACCGCACGACGGUCGUGUACAUAUAGUGUAUAUUGAAACGCAUCCGAACACAUCCAUUCUGCGACGACGUAAAAAUAUGUAAUAUGUUUAUAUAAUAAUAUUAUUCGUCCGUAUAUAAAUCUCUUUAUAGCGCUAAAAUAGUACGUUACCGUCGUUUGAACAUCUCUCUGGAGGUAAGUUUUCUCAGCGACGUCCAAACUGCGAGUCGUCCACGUCCGGACCGGUAGUCGACGUUAGACGUCGCCGCCGCGUCCGGACGCCGAAGGAAAAACGCACCUAUAGAAACCGAAACGGACGUGUUGCGGACGUAAUUAUUAUGCGUAAAAGUGUUUUUUCCGCGUAGUCGAAGGUUUUCAUCGUUUUGAAUUGUCAAUUUUUUUUUACCCGUCAUAACCGAUAUAAUAUAAAUAUGUAUAUUAUUAUAAUCUGACGUUUUCGUUUAUCUUUCUAGAACCGUACCGAAACGAAAAAAAAACACAAAAUUCACUUUCCACACGCAUUUCCUCCUGGCCGCGAUCAAACGCAUCGUAAUAAAACGUCCUUCGCGUUUUAUACUUAUAUUACAAUAACUAUAAUAACAUAACCAAUGAUAAUUUGUUGCCCCUCCACGAACUAAAUCGCUACAAAAAUCACCCCUGCACGCGAUAAACGAUUUAAUAAAAUCUGUUAUUAUAUAUUAUAUUUGAUUUUUAUGGUUUUUAUCGUUCGAGAAAAAUACGAAAUUCCCAGCGUAAAUUAAUCGCAUGGUUAUGAUAUUUACAACCUUUCGUGUGAAUCUUAAAACCAAAAGUUUAAAUCCAAAAGACAUUAAUAUAAUUAUUAUAAUACUAGAGACCGGAUGUUGAUAAUUUUCCAUUUGCUUUUUUGUUUUUAAAUUUUAGACGGCGGUUUCAUAGCUAAAAUUGUUUGUAUAACAUAUUUUAAGAUACAAUUCUAAAUGCAAAAUUUCGUAAUUUUUAUCAUUCGAGAUCUAAUUCUUUAACUAUCUAUACAAGUUGUUUUCAAAUAUUUUAACUGAGAAAAAAGUCACUAUAGUAAAUGAAACGUUGUAUAAAUUUAAUACCUCGCAGAACUAAAUAAAAAUAAAAAGUUCGACUUAAUACUUAACUCAAUAAGUACCUAAAGAUACGUAGGUGUACAACAAACUCUUAUCUUCUCAUAUACAUAUUUUACUUACUGUUAUUUAAACAUUUCAUAUUGCCACCAGUAUUGAAUUUCCAAAAUCUACUCGUGACAAUUAUUAUAGAAAAAAAAUCUGUUUUCAAAAUUAAAGAAAAAUAAGUAUUAAGUAUUUUAAUGUUUUAAUAUAAUAAUUAUUUUCUUUGAAUAAUAUGAAUGUGUUUAUUGUAAUUAUUAAUUUAAAAAUAAAUAAGCAAUUAAAGUAAUUUUAAAAACGUUAAGUGUAUUUUGUUAAUUGAGUAAUUUUUUUAAUUAAUUUUUGAAGUGGUUUUAGGGCAUCGACAUCCGAGUCUUAAUUGUCACUAUUAUCAUAAUAAUAAUAAUAUAAUCGAGAAUGCCACUUGUUGAAUUUAACCACUAGUCUAGUACAUAUCUCAACGUAGCAUUAUUAAUUAUUAUUUGUACAAUAUAUACACACGUCGGAUAUUACGUUUACAACCAAUCGAUCGGUACGGUUCCUGCACAAGAAAUAACAUUUUAUCCAAUAAUAGCUAUAAUAAUUAUUGUUACAAUGGCUACUGUCAUUUUUUCCACGGUCAGCUGGUCAUUCACAUUUUGCAAUACCUACUAAUAUAUUAACAAAUAAUAAUAUUAUGUUUACAUAUACGUUUAAAUUUCACUUAACGAAUUUAUAAUACCUAAUUAUCUAUACAGUUUAAAAUAUGCUAUACGUCAAUAAAUAAUUUCACAGUAUACUAACACAUUUCGGUCAUGACGAUUGUAUUCCGACGUUCUAAAAUCCAUAUCCAUGGGGUAGGUAUAUGCCUUAAUGACCCGCACGUUUAAGAUAUGAAUAAUAAUCUGUAUUCUUUUUUUUACUAUUAUUUAAUAAUGUAUUAUAAGUAUAUACUAUGUGCCAAAUGUUUUCCCAUAUUUUACGUUGUUAACAUUUUGUAUCCUAUAACUGUAUUUCAGCAAUAAGUAGUUCCUAUUAUAUAGUCUAUAUUAUAAUUAUAACAGUAUUGCCUUUAUAGUACUUAAUAUAACAUCGACGUGUCUCUCUCUCUUCUCCCAUAAGCCCAUUCAUCAAGCGUUUGUAUCAAAAAAUAAAUUAAAUAUUUUAAUAGUACAAGCGAUCGGUCUUUUCGUGGCAUAAUAAACUGCUCAAUAAAUUACGUCGUCCAAAAUUCCAACAAUAAUAUAAAAUAAAAAAGAGAUCCAAAAAUUAAAAAUGUUAAAAAACAAAAUCUGUGAUCUCUUAACGUUUUUGUUUCAAAAAUAUAUAAAUAAUUUUGUCUAUAGACAUAUAUAAAUAUAAACUAUAAUACAUAAAUAUAUAUAAUAUACGGAAUGAAAAAUGUUGGUAAUAAAAAAACGGCUUACGGUUGACGAUUUGGCUUACGUACGCGUAUGAUAUAAAACUGCGCACUAAAUUAUAUAAUUUUAGUAUAGAAACAAUAAAAUGGUCCGAAAAUAAAGUGAAGUAGCGAACAUCUGAAAUCAAAAUAUAAAACAUCACAUACCUUUUAACGAACUAUAUUAUAUUAUUAUUAUACUAUAUAGGACCUACAUGAAUGUGACGAACAAAUACGUUUACGCAACUUAGUAGAUAUACUCCGAAACGAUGACGAGGUCCCGGAGUUAUACUUAAAAUAAUAAUGCCUGUAAGUACCUAGUAUUAAACAUUGUUAUAUGUACGAAUAGGUGUGUAAAAUAUAAAAUUAAAUUAGACAAGCGAAGUGCGUAUAAUAUAAUAACGUUAUUAUAACGUUGGUUAACUCUCUAUCCGUCUUAACUAGUUACAUAUAUGUGCAUAUUAUAUAAAUUCAUACAUACAUACGCGUAUAAUUGCUUUCGAACAAAAUGUAUUUUUAUAAUCAAUUAUAAUAUAUUAUGUAUAUACGCAUGAUGUAUAUCGCAGAAAGAAUCUUCAGAUGUCAUCCAGCCCGUCAGGUGAAAUUAACCAAAGAUGAAUUAUUAUUGUCGGUACGACAGUAAUAUUGUAUCUAUAUAACAUUUAUAGUAACACCUACAGUUAUCCUACACCUUGGUUGGAAAUAAUAAUGAUAUAUAUUUUGGUUUUAUUCGUUAUAAUAUUCUAAGGGAGCAAACGCGUUUCAAAUAUCAUUUUUUUUUUUUUCAUCAAACUUCUUGUUAUAUUCUAAACACGGUUUGUAAAAAAGUGGGUAUGGAAUGUUAGGUAUAAUAUAUUGGAUAUCAAACACCCGCAUUUUAAAAGUUUUGAUGGCCGAUUUUAAUCAAAAGAUAUUGAGAAAAAUAACGAAUUUUAAAAGUAACUCACAAAUUUUCUCACUUCGAUACCACUGUUGAUUUUUGAAUAAUAUUACAAUAUCAUAAAAAAAAAAUUAUAAAAAUCACUUCACGUGAGGAAUAACCGAAAUAUCUAAAAUAUUAUGUUUAUAAGUUAUUAGAAACCAAAUUUUCACCAAUAAAGGAAUAUAACUUUUACUGUACAAAUCGUUUCAGUCUUUAGAUGUAUGUUGUACAGAAUAUAAAAUGGUCUUCUUUUAAUUAUGAAAAUAUGAUUUCUUUUAUAUUAUUAAAAUUUAGAACCCACGUGAAACAUUUAUUUAACAAAUUAAGGACCUACCUAUAGGGUUCUCUUAAUAGGCUCACUUGUACCGACUUACCUAUUAAAAUAUAUAACUAUACGCAUAAGUAUUAGUUUAACCAUGAUUUAUUGUCAGAUCGUUUAUAAAACAAUAUUACAUUUUUGCUUUAUUUAUAGAUCCUAUCCAAUGUGAUAUUUAGUUACCUAUAAAAUAUACCAACUAUUAUUAUAUGAUAUUGAUUCUUUAACCAGUUAUACCUAUUAAUUAUUAAAUUAUUAUUUAAUUAUAUUCAUAAGAUAUUAUUUAAUGUAUAUCUAUUUUUUAUCAUUAGUACUGAUAUUGUUGUUUUUGUUACUGUUUUAAAUGUUCUCAUAAAAAUGUUCUUAUUUGUACUAUUAUGUAUUUAUAUGAUUUAAUAUUUUAAUGUUGUAAUAUUAAUCUACUAAUACGAUUGGGUUAUGUUAUUAAAAUAAAUCUCGUACAAAGCAAUUAAAUCUACAAUUCUUUUUUUGUUAUUUGUUAAUUGUUUUUUUAUUUUUUUUUUUUACUGUGGAAGAUUGAGUGACGAGGGAAACAUUAUUUUUAUUUUUAUUUGCAUUUUUUACAAAAGGAAUAUUUAAAUGUGAAACUUAAACGAGUUAAUAUAUUAAAAAUUAAUUAAGCACAACCUACACAAAAAA